Cucumis sativus (cucumber) is the source of this 3280-nucleotide messenger RNA. Its product is annotated as receptor-like protein 9DC3. The record is from RefSeq and is a predicted model, not a curated record. The transcript has a single exon. The coding region runs from base 56 to 3127 and encodes 1023 amino acids. Gene Ontology annotation, molecular function: protein binding. Lineage: Eukaryota; Viridiplantae; Streptophyta; Magnoliopsida; Cucurbitales; Cucurbitaceae.
UAACUCACAUCAGAUUUUGCAAACCACUAUCUUGUAUGAAUUACAGCAAGUAGUGAUGAUCAUCAUGUUCUACUUCUUUCUUCUCUUUCUUUUCCUCUCUAAUAUUUCACUUACUGUUAGUUCCCAACAUCAUCAUCAUCAUCUUCUACUGUGUCAUCCUCAACAAAGCUUAGCAUUACUUCAAUUCAAGAAUGCUUUUUCCUUGGGUGCGCCAUCAAGUUAUUGCAGUAAGUCGUAUCCAAGAACAACAACAUGGAAUGAGAGCACAGAUUGCUGUUUAUGGGACGGCGUGGAGUGCGACGACCAAGGACAAGGCCAUGUGGUUGCCCUUCAUCUUGGUUGCAGUUUACUCCAAGGAACUCUUCAUCCUAACAGCACCCUUUUCACUCUUUCCCACCUCCAAACCUUGAAUCUUUCUUCUAACAAUUUUUCAGGAUCUCCCUUUUCACCUCAAUUUGGAAUCCUUUCAAACUUGAGAGUUUUGGAUCUUUCCAGGUCCUUUUUCAAAGGCCACGUUCCAUUACAAAUAUCACAUUUGUCUAAAUUGGUUUCCCUUCAUCUUUUUUAUAAUUUCGAUCUCACUUUUUCAAACAUGGUUAUGAAUCAACUUGUUCUUAACCUAACCAAUCUAAGGGAUCUUGGGCUUGCUCAUACAAAUCUAUCACACAUCAUACCCACUUCUAAUUUCAUGAAUUUCUCUCUCUCUCUAGAGUCUCUUGAUCUUUCUUAUUCCUACUUGUCUGGAAAUUUUCCUGACCACAUUUUCAAUCUUCCAAAUUUACAUGUGUUAGCACUUCAAUAUAACCUUGAGUUGAAUGGACAUCUGCCCACGUCUAAUUGGAGUCGAUCCCUUCAACUUUUGGAUCUUUCUUUCACUAAUUUUUCAGGAGGGAUCCCAAGCUCCAUUGGUGAAGCCAGAGCCUUGAGGUAUUUGGACCUUGGAUCCUGCAACUUCAAUGGUGAAAUUUCUAAUUUCGAAAUCCAUUCUAAUCCUUUGAUCAUGGGUGAUCAAUUAGUACCCAAUUGUGUGUUCAACAUCACCAAAAGAGCACCUUCUUCAUCUAAUUCAUUUUUAAGUACUCUUCUUCCUGGAAAUGUUUGUUCAACAGGACAGCUUUCAAAUCUUACCCAUUUGAACUUGGCAAGCAACAAUUUCACUGGUGUCAUCCCCUCUUGGCUAUUUUCAUUACCAACCUUAAAAUUUCUGAAUCUAUAUCAUAACAAUUUCUCUGGUUUCAUGAGGGAUUUUAGGUCCAACACAUUGGAGUAUGUUGAUGCAAGUUUUAACCAGUUCCAAGGUGAAAUCCCCUUGUCCGUCUAUAGACAAGUGAACCUUAGAGAGUUAAGAUUAUGCCACAACAAUUUGAGUGGGGUUUUUAAUUUAGACAUUGAGAGAAUCCCAAGUCUAACAUCUCUAUGUGUUUCCAACAAUCCCCAACUCUCAAUAUUCUCAUCCAAACCUAUCUCCUCAAAUCUUGAAUUCAUUAGUAUGUCAUCCGUCAAAUUAAACAACAAUGUCCCCUACUUUUUAAGAUAUCAGAAGAAUUUGAGCAUUCUAGAACUUUCUCAUAAUGCUUUGUCCUCAGGAAUGGAGCAUCUCCUCUCUUUGCCUAAGUUAAAGAGAUUGUUUCUUGAUUUUAAUUUGUUCAAUAAGCUACCAACUCCAAUAUUGUUGCCAUCAAUUAUGGAAUAUUUUAGUGUUUCAAAUAAUGAGGUAAGUGGAAACAUUCAUCCUUCAAUUUGCGAAGCCACCAAUCUUAUAUUCCUUGAUUUGUCAAAUAAUAGCUUUAGUGGUACAAUUCCACCUUGUCUCUCCAACAUGUCUAAUCUAAACACUUUGAUAUUGAAAAGUAACAACUUUUCUGGGGUUAUUCCCACACCACAAAAUAUUCAAUACUACCUUGCUUCAGAAAAUCACUUCACUGGAGAAAUCCCAUUUUCAAUCUGCUUUGCAAACAACCUUGCAAUCCUUGGUCUUUCCAAUAAUCACUUGAGUGGUACACUUCCACCAUGUCUCACAAACAUAGCUUCUCUGUUAGCAUUGAAUCUUCAAGCUAACGACAUUUCUGGAACCAUUCCCUCAACAUUUUCAACAUCAUGUAAGUUAAGAAGCCUUGACUUGAGCAACAACAAACUAGAAGGAGAAUUGCCAACCUCCUUGUUGAACUGUGAGGAUCUCCAAAUUUUAGAUGUUGAAAAUAAUAAUAUAACAGGUCACUUCCCCCAUUGGUUGUCUACUCUCCCGUUACGAGCUCUUAUCUUUCGAUCAAAUCGAUUUUACGGUCACCUCAACAACUCAUUCAACACAUACUCUUUUUUCAACCUACGAAUCCUUGAUCUAUCUUUCAAUCAUUUUAGUGGCCCAUUACCAUCAAACUUGUUUCUAAACUUGAGAGCCAUAAAAAAAUUUGAUUUGAUACCUCAAUUUGAUGAUUACCUUUAUCCUGAAUGGUUUUUCUUCGGCUCCUCGGAUAAUUACCAAGAUUCCUUGUUAUUAACACUAAAAGGAUCGAACCAAAGGGUGGAAAGAAUACUGAAGGCAUUCAAAGCUAUGGAUUUAUCAAGUAAUGAUUUUAGUGGAGAGAUACCAAGUGAAAUUGGGAUACUUCGGUUUUUGGGAGGUCUCAACAUUUCCCACAAUAAGUUAACAGGUGAAAUUCCUACGUCGUUGGGAAAUUUGACAAACCUCGAAUGGUUGGAUCUUUCUUCAAAUGAACUCAGAGGUCAGAUCCCUCCUCAGUUGGGUGCUCUUACAUAUCUCUCUAUUUUGAACCUCUCACAAAAUCAAUUGUCAGGACCAAUUCCUCAAGGAAAACAGUUUGCUACUUUUGAGAGUUCUUCAUACGUUGGAAAUAUUGGACUCUGUAACUUUCCUCUGCCAAACUGUGGUGGGGAUGAAACAGGGAAUAGCCAUGAAUCUCAAUUAGUAGAUGAUGAUGAUGAAGAUGAUAGUUUAUCAAAAGGGUUUUGGUGGAAAGUUGUAUUCUUGGGGUAUGGAUGUGGAAUGGGCUUUGGAAUUUUUGUUGGAUAUCUUGUUUUUCGAAUUGGAAAACCUGUGUGGAUUGUAGCAAGGGUGGAAGGCAAACCAAGGAGGAACAACUACAGAGCUGCUGGAAGAAAUAACUAAGCUUUGUAUUUGAUCAUAUAUUCAAUUACCAAUAAUGCUAAUGUUAAGUUCUACUGCACCCACGUUUUUUUUUCUUUCAUUUAACAAAUAAAUGUUUACUUCUAUUUCAUAGUUGUAAAUUGAUGAUUGCAAUAUAUCAUAGGGUUUGAAAUA